Entamoeba histolytica HM-1:IMSS is the source of this 5820-nucleotide messenger RNA. RefSeq lists its product as uncharacterized. The record is from RefSeq and is a predicted model, not a curated record. Gene Ontology annotation, cellular component: cytoplasm. Bases 1 to 5820 code for a protein of 1939 amino acids. NCBI's taxonomy places the organism in Eukaryota, Evosea, Mastigamoebida, Endamoebidae. The transcript has 2 exons.
AUGAAGGAAAUUGUCAUACAUACCUUUAAAGAAUUAGUUGGAUACGAAUAUGAAAAUGUUAAGAUAUCUCCAAAUCAAAACUAUAUUUCGAUUUUAGAAAAAAACAGACAACUUCAUAUCAUCUCUUUGAUUAACUCAUUUGAAAAGACAAUUGAAAAAGUUCAAUCAUAUAAUUGGGCAAUUUUAAAUAAAUCCGAAAACUUAAUUUAUCAAUCUUCAGAUAGACUGUAUAUAUAUGAACCUCAUUCAAAUUCAAAUUUUGUUCUUCAAACACUUGUUUCAGAUAAAGUAUGUACUAUUGAUAGUUAUAGAAAUGCCUUUAUUAUUAUAAUUCCUUUAGAAAAUGAACAUUCAUUUGAUAUUAAUAUAUAUGACACUUCACUUCGACUCUUCUCUGUAACAUUACAUGAUAUCAUUUGUUUUAAUUCAGCACAUCGUUUAUCUUUAUUUAUUCAUAAAAAUGGUGAAAUUUCAAUUUUGUCACCAGAGGAGCCACAUCAUCUUCAUGUUUAUCUCUCAUUUCUUACAACAACAUUUAAUGAUUUACGUUCUUUCUCUUUUUCAAAAGAACUUCAAAACUUUGUUUUUUGUAAUGGAAAGAAAGUAAUAGUUUUUACUCCAAUAACUCAUUUAACAGAUGAGCCUUACAAAGAACUAUUAGAAAUGGAUUCAAAAAAUCCUUUGACAUUUACUUCAUAUGAUCUUGAACAAUCUGGAUUAUCAGAACAGAUUUUUGUUUCACAAACUGGUUCAGAAGAGAGGAUUGACCAACACUCAAUUCAACUUGUAGGUGAUACAAUUUUUCCUGUUUAUAUUAGUGAUAACAAAUUAAUUGCUGCAGUUAGUGGUGAUUCAAGAAGAAUGUUAUUAACAUUAAUUAAUGGUGGAUUUGGCUCAUUAAUCAAUUAUAUUACAGAUUUAAAUCCUCAAUUUGCUGUUGAUUCAGCUGAUUCAAGGAUUCUUAUUACAUUAGAACAUGCUUUAGAGACAGUUGAUUCUUCAGAAGUAGAUAAAGCUGUUGAUAAAUUGAUUGAAAAAAAUGACAACCAAUUACUUAGUGCUGCACUCAAAAUUUUUGUUGAUCAUUUAGGAAUAGAAACACCUCGUGAUAUUAUUCAGGUUUGUCUUAAGGCUUGUAAAUUUAUUGCACAACAUGACUUGAUGGAAAAUGUAGAUAUGCUCGGUGAGGCAAUAAGGAAGAUUGGUAGUGCAGAUGAAAAAAUUAGAAGAGAAAGUCGUGAACAACGAUGUCAAAAAGUAAAAAAAGUUUUUGGAGAGGAGUUUGAUCAUAAAAAACAAGAAAUUAAUAAUACAUUGAAAAUGAUAGACUUAAAAUGUACUAAUAAGAAAUUAAGUUUUGAAGAUAUUAUCCUUAAUGGGAAUAUCCCUUCUAAUGAAACAAAGGAUUCUGACUUAAUUAUUAAAGGACAAGCAUUGUGUAUGAAAAAGGCACAAGAAGGAAAACAUGACAUUGCUAUUAAAAUUGCAUUAAGAAUAGGCAUUGAAGAUUUAAGUAAAAUGUUGUUGACUCUUAUUAUGAAUACUACUAAUAGUUUAUUAAGGCAAUCUUGUAUUGAAAUGUAUUAUGAGAUUGAUCCCCAUUUGAAUCAAUUUGACAUUGAUUUUAUUAACACUUAUGAUCAUAGAAGUCAUACAAAAUUAAACAGAAAAUACGACGUGUCAAUUGUUAAAGGAAUAGAAGAAAUUUCUCCUUUUGAUGGAGAUAUACCAACAAAAAUCGCACAAAAAUAUGGAAUUACAUCAGACAUUCUUCCUGUGCUUGAUGAGAAAGAACUUUGUGUUGUUCGAGUUAAUGAUAUUAUUAAUGCAAACGAUAGAGAUAAAUCAUUUAUUUUAGCAGAGUGUGGAGAAAAUGAAUGUUGUGUAGAUCAAUGGGAAUUAGUUAAGUAUUUUAUUUCACAUAACAAAGAAGAUAAAGUGAAAGAGUGGAUUAAAGAGCAUCUUGAUUUAAUUAAAGGAGAAGAAGAUAAAAAAACACUAUGGAGGCUUGUUGAAUAUUAUUGUGUUGACCCAUCAAAAAGAGUUAUUAAAGAUUUUAUUGAAGAAAAUACAUUCAAACCAGAUAGUGAAUGUCUUAAAGAUCAAAAAGAACUGCUUAUUCAUCCUCAUCCUUCUAUUAGUGAAAAACAAGCACUAACAAUUGUUGAAGAAUAUAAAUCUAUUAAUAAUUUACCAUUAAUUGAUAGUUGUAUUGAAGGAAUGAAAAUUACAAAAUUCCCUGUAAUGUGGAUGAAUCAAAUUCAUGCCUUACACUCUUCAUAUGAAGAAGCGAUAUUAAUGAACACAUUAAAACAUUUGGAUGCACCACUUCCUAUGGAUGGAAAAUUAAAAGAACCUGUAUUUAAUCUAUUAUUGUCAAAACCACAAUUAUCUAAUAUUCUCAAUGCUUUCUUUGAAGAAAAUACUAAAACUGAAAGUGCUUCAUCGUCUAAAUUAAAUGGUAUUUGUCAUCUAACAACAACAAACGGCGAUCUUUCAUUAACACAAUUAUAUUCUAAUACAUUUCAAAGAGUUUAUGAUCCUUUAAUAGAAGGACCAUUUGGAUUUGUUCCACGGAAAUCAAUUCCUGAAGGAAAGAAUUGGUUAAGUUGUGAAUAUUAUUUGACUCAAAAACAAUGUAUUUUUGCAAAAAUGAAUCAAAAAAUUACUGAUAAGAAGUUAUGUGAAUUAAUUGUGGCAAAUGACUCUGAAGUAAGGACGUGUUGUUCGUUUAUCUCAAAUAAUCCAUAUAUCAAACUUGUCACUGUUUUACAUGAAGACCUUCAAACUCAAUACGAUUAUAUUUUUAAACAUUACCCAUCACUCCAGUCUAUUAAAAAUGAAAAUAUGAUUGACUACCAUUUACUUUUUGAAUCUAAUUUUGAAAUUAAAGAAGAAUUUGUCAAAUGUUAUGAUGAAUUAAUGGGAUCAUCAUAUCCACCAACAAAAGGAUGGGACAGACUAGGAUAUUUAUGCAACAUUUUCCAAGUCCCAUUAAGACCAAUGCAACUUCAAAUACUUUCAAGAAAACAAGCAUUUUUAGAGAUGCUAAUCUUUGCUGAUAAACAUGGAUAUAAAUGGAGUGAUGUUAAAGAUCUUCUAAUUCAGUAUAGUGGGGAUGUUUCAAUCGCAAAACAUAUUUCGAAUGCUAUUGGAGCAUUGUCAAAGAUAAGUAGUGAGCGUGGACUAUUAACAAUUUUAUUAGAAGACUCACCAUUAGAAGCGUUUUCUAUUUUUAUAGGAUCUUCAAAUAAGACUAUUAACUCAACAAAAGAUCGUAUUAUAGAAAUGGUACAAGAGGAUUGUAGUUGUAGAUUGUUAAGAUUAGGCUUUUUCUUAUUUGAUUGUACAAAUGCAUUGAGACAUUUCUUUGAUAUAUGUGGAUUGAUUUCACAAACUAAUUUUGAAGACAUAGAAUCUAAUUCAGAACAAAUGGAUUUAAAAUAUGGAAUGAUAGGAAAUGAAGAGUGGAGAAAGAGUGUUAUUGAAGACUGUCUUGAUAUCGUUGUUAGUUGGUGGCAACAACGAUCACCAAUGAGAUUAGAAAAGUUGAUAGGAUAUUUGAAAGGAAAGAAUUUAGGAGAGAGUGUAAAAUUAAAGAUUAAAAAAUAUUGUAAUAUCAUUGAGCUUAUUGAAAAGACACAACUCUCAUUAAGUCUGAUAGAAAGUCCAAUUGAAUUUAUUGAAAAAAUGACUAAUGCAAGAUAUUUUGAAGAAACAUAUCAUCACAUUAAUGAAUUCGAACCAAGGUUUUUGUUUAAAGUUAUUGAAAAAGAAGCAAACCAAAUGGUUGGUAAACAAAACUGGAAAUCUAUUGAUGAACUACUUCAAAGAAGAAAAGCACCCGCAUUAGAAGCAAUCCAGUACUAUCAAGAACAUAUUGACCAAUUAGUUAAAACAAGAAAUGAGUUAAAUUAUCAAACUAUUAAUAUCGAAGUUGUAGAAAUAAUGGAACUUAAAGAACAAUGGUUUGAUGUAUUAGAAAGACAAAACUCAAAUGGAAAUAUCUUACAAAUGCAUGCAGAAAAUAAACAAAUCUUAGCUACAUAUCAACAAGCAGUUAGAGAGCAUGUCCCUGUUGAGGCAUUAAUUAACCCAACUGUUAAAAGUGUUUAUUACGUAUUAAAUACUUCUAAUUAUACUUUGGCUCAACAAAUGAAUGAAACAGUUCACGCAGAAGAAAUAGAAGUAUUUAAUGAAGUACUUAAAUUUAUUACUAGUGCACAAUCAUAUACAAUGAAAUUAGAAGAAGGAAUUGAACAAAUUAAUUCUAUUUAUAAAGGAACAACACACAUCAACCCAAUUGUAGAAUUACUAAAAAUACGAUAUGAAAUGAUUCAUAAAUAUUUCGAAGAUAAAUCAUUAGUUUUGGUUGUACUAACUAGUUCAGCUGAUUACAAUGCUAAAGCAAUUGACUUUUUACAAACUAUUUGUGGGCCUAAAGUUGUAUCGAAAUAUUCCAAUAAAGUUGUAGAAUGGAGUAAAGUAUUUGAAGAUGCUAAAAGAUUUGUUGAAGCAGAAAGAAUUGAUCAAAAUGAAUUAGGUAGAUUAUUGGCAAAUAAUUUUAUUGAAAUAACAAAUACAAUUAAACCAGUAUGUGUUAUUGGAUGGUCUACACCAAACAUUCUAGCAUAUUUAAAUAUUCUUUCUAAGGUUGCUGAUAUUGUUAAGCCAAUGCUAAAUCUUUUAGAAAAUGUUACUACAAUAAACACCCUUGCUGAGGCAUUAAUUUUGUGUCACACCGCUGCAAAAAAUGCUAACUCAACUGAAUUAAUGAAAGAAGUGUUAACAAAGAUUCAAAAGAGUCUAGUAGUUUUCUUAAUUCCACAUAAUCAUUCUUAUCUUGUACGUGUUAUUACUAGAACAAAAGCUUAUGAUGAUAUUCGUAUUCCACGGUUACAUGAUUCCCCAACUACACUCGUCAAAUACUUUAUUUCUGAAGCAAUGACAGACAAAGAUGUUGACUAUAGAGUGAUUUUACCUAAACAUGACCAAAAAGAUGCAUUUGAAACUUUACUGUAUUAUCAAUCAGAUCUAGCAGAAAUUAAGGAUGAAAUAGGAAUCACUUCAAAUCCAUUAUAUGAAACAUUAUUUGCUGAAACAUAUUCAUAUCUUAAUGACUCCAUUGAAGGGGGUAAUUUAUUCUUUAAUAAAGCAAAGAAAAUUGUUGACACUGCCAUAAUGAAAAUGGGUAGUAAAAAAGGUUGUGUUGAUGACGCAUAUUCAGACAUACUAGAGGCUAUGUCUUGUUAUACUAAAGCAGCAGGGUUCUUCUGUAAUGGACAAGAAUAUUAUUGGGCAAAUAAAUGUGGACAACAAAUAAACUUACUAGCUCUUCAAAUAUUUUAUAAUAAUGUCCAAAUAAUUGGACUAACCCAUGAGAAGGCAAAGAACCAAUUAAUGUAUAUUUCAGACGUAGAAGAUGCUGUUUUGUUUGCAACCGCAUACAACUUAUUAGAACUUCAUCAAUGGAUUCCUUCCAUUUUUGAGCAAUGCUUUGUUAGGCAGAACAUAAAUUAUAUUGAAGAAUGGAGAAAAGUGUUCAACAUGGACAACAAAACUUGGGAAGAACUUGUUGAAUAUAUAGACCGUCCACAAAAACAAAUUAAGAAAAAAGAGAUAGCUGUAUUACGAGAACAGUUUAUGAAGAAGUGCCAUGGAUAUUGGCCAGAACUCUUCUGUUGCCAAGAUGGUGUAGUUUUAACAGAAGGAAUUUUGAAACCAGAAAUUAAAGAAAUGAUUCAAAAUGCCCAUAUCAUACGAAACAUUUAUAUUACAGAUAUUGUUGCUAUUGAUGAUGACAAUAAUUUUGAUCAUUAA